AUGCAGCUGACAUAUCCUGAUAUUGUCCGAAGGCUCUACGACCUCGAGCGUCUUGCGGAACCGCCCGAGGCGGAGGAGCGCGGUGGGUGCAUGUCGAGCUAUGACCGUCGCUCUCGGUACGACCCGGAUACCGACACCUACAUCGACUGGGAUGCAAAUGACGAUGGCCGAGGCAUCAUCCGCGAGGAGGGAGAAUGGGUCGUCGCUUUCGAGCAAGAAGGCCCAGGAGUCAUCUGGCGAACUUGGUCUGCGAUGCCUGACAUGGGACGCAUCCAGGUCUUCAUCGACGACAGAGAUAAUGAGAAGCCGGUGAUUGACAUGCCUUUCCGAGAUUUCUUUGAUCGGUUUCAAGGCAUGCCGCUCAACUUCCCCUCAAUUGCACCGACCUUGUCACGAGGCCGCAAUUGCUUCAUCCCCAUCCCCUACAACAAGUAUGCACAGAUUCGUCUUGGUCCCGGCUGGGGAGCAUACUAUCACUUCACGUACACCAAGUUCCCUAAAGAUACGAAAGUGCCACGGUUUGAUGGGAAUUUUGACCGAGAGGCUUGUCUAGCGCUCGCCGCUGCUGAUCGCGAACUCGGCCAGCGUGGAUGGUCCGCACUCCCACGAUCCAAAGAUGACACGUUGGAGACCCUCACCGUUACCAUCCCACCUGGCAAGACACAUGCCGUCCGGGAGAUCAUUGGAAACAGGGCUAUUACUGGAAUGCGGGUUGUUCCGUUGGAUCUUCCAGAGUCUCACCAGGAAACUGCUCAAAUCUUACGCGAGCUGGUUUUCCAGAUCAUAUGGGACAACGACAAGACCCCAAGCGUCUGGGCACCACUCGGGGACUUCUUCGGAAGUGUUCCUGGUAUUCAGACCUACCGUUCUUUAACCCAAGGGUCAACGGACGGUGGCGGCUUCUACAGUCACUGGUUCAUGCCGUUCUCCGACCGUGCUCUGCUCAAGAUUACAAACGAUGGGAAGAAAGAGGCAAAACUCUUUUUAACGAUCUGCCACCGUCCGCUGGAAAAGUCUGCAAAGGACAUGCUACGGUUCCACGCCAAGUGGCACCGAGACGCAUUCCUAGAGCGACCCAUCAGCCAAGGGAGAGACAUAGACUGGCCACUCCUUAUCUUGGACGAUGGCCCUGGUCGUUUCUGUGGAGUGCAGAUGCAUGUCUGGAAUCACUGGCAAGAACCAAAAGUGCCGGCCAAAGACUGGUGGUAUGGCGUCGGCGGCGAGAAGUCAAUUGACUGGUGGUGGGGAGAAGGAGAUGAGAAGUUCUUCGUUGACGGUGAAAAGUUCCCGUCGACCUUCGGAACAGGGUCCGAGGACUACGUUGGAUAUGCGUGGGCGGCCGAACCGCCCUUCCCAACCUUCGACAGUGCCUACGCUUGCCAGCCCUACGUGGAACUGGACGCCAAUGGUCACACCUCUGUCUGUCGCUUUCACGUAUGCGACGAUGUACCGUUUCACAAGAGCUUUGAAGCGUACAUCGAGAAGUACAAGCCGAACAAUUGGGGGCCUGGGAAUGACUGUCUGUACGCGGUGGUGGCUUACUGGUAUCAGAGAGCGGGGGGUUCGGAUGCUUACGAGAGUGCGCCUAUGAAAGAUCGCUACGUCGAUCGCCUUGGGCAAUCCGAUCACUCGGGCAAGGCGAAGGAUGGUGGAGAAGACUUAUAA
This is a messenger RNA of Colletotrichum chrysophilum, 1665 nucleotides long. RefSeq lists its product as uncharacterized. The record is from RefSeq and is a predicted model, not a curated record. Bases 1 to 1665 code for a protein of 554 amino acids. Lineage: Eukaryota; Fungi; Ascomycota; Sordariomycetes; Glomerellales; Glomerellaceae. The transcript has a single exon.